Messenger RNA from Sesamum indicum (sesame), 1986 nucleotides. RefSeq lists its product as uncharacterized. Lineage: Eukaryota; Viridiplantae; Streptophyta; Magnoliopsida; Lamiales; Pedaliaceae. The record is from RefSeq and is a predicted model, not a curated record.
AAUGGUCAAUACAUUAACAUUUCAACAUUGUCCAACUGAUGAACCAAAUCACCUUGAGCUGAGGACUGCAGGGAAUGGCUUCAAUUACGGUGGUGACAGACACUGACGGCGAGCGCACGCCACUUCUUCACGACUCUCAGCUCGAAUACUCCGCCGGCCGGACGGAAUAUUCUUCCCCGCCUUUAGGGGAGGAGCCGUCAACCAAGAAUUCAAAUGAUCCUAAACAACGCCUUGUGUCGCUUGACGUGUUCCGAGGCUUGGCUGUCGCGCUGAUGAUCUUAGUUGAUGAUGCUGGAAAAGCAUUCCCGUCGAUAAACCACUCGCCGUGGUUCGGAGUAACACUCGCGGAUUUUGUUAUGCCUUUUUUUCUGUUUGGAGUAGGUGUUUCUGUGAGCCUCGUGUUCAAGAAAGCAGCAAAAAGAUUAGCAGCCACCAAGAAAGUAAUACUGAGAUCCAUUAAGCUCUUUCUGUUGGGAGUGAUUCUUCAAGGUGGGUAUUUUCAUGGGCGGAACAACCUGACGUAUGGCAUUGAUGUGGAGAAAAUACGAGUGAUGGGUGUGCUACAGAGGAUUGCAAUUGGUCAUCUGCUGGCUUCAGCUAUGGAGAUUUGGCUUGUUAAAAAUACUGUCGUUAAUUCAGCCAUAGCAUUUGUGAGAAGAUACUCUUUCCAGAUUGGGGCUGGAAUUUUACUUGGUUUAUUAUACAUGGUUUUGCUGUAUGGCCUGUAUGUUCCAAACUGGGCCUUUGAUGUAUCAAGUCUCACCAUGAUCUUACCAACAUCACUUGGAGCUAGUACUGGAACUGUUAACUGUGGAAUGAGGGGCAGUCUUGGACCUCCUUGCAAUUCAGUUGGCUUUAUUGAUCGAACUCUUCUUGGUGAAAAGCAUCUGUAUCAACGUCCUGUAUAUAGAAGAACAAAGGAAUGCAGCAUCAACUCUCCAGAUUAUGGUCCCCUACCACCAGAUUCACCUACAUGGUGCCUAGCUCCAUUUGACCCAGAGGGAAUUUUAAGCUCUUUGAUGGCUGCCAUUACAUGUUUUGUCGGGUUGCAUUAUGGGCAUGUUCUUGUCCAUUGUAAGGACCAGAUGCAGAGGGUAAUUUUCUGGUUCAUAUCAUCCCUCCCUCUUCUAAUCUUGGGUUAUCUUUUAAGUGUUCUAGGUGUUCCUUAUUCUAAACCACUGUACACAUUGAGUUAUAUGUUCAUCACAGCAGGAGCAUCUGGUGUCCUUUUGACGGCUAUUUACCUUAUUGUCGAUGUCAAAUGCAUUAGAAAGCCAACUGUAAUAUUUCAGUGGAUGGGAAUGAAUGCUCUGAUUGUCUAUGCUCUGGCUGCUUGUGACAUAUUUCCAGCUGCUGUGCAAGGUUUCUACUGGCGCUCACCUGAAAACAACCUGGUUAGCUUCUCCGAAAGGCUACUGCAAUCACUGUUCCAUUCAGAGAAGUGGGGUACUUUGGCCUUUGUUAUUCUCGAGAUUUUAUUUUGGGGUGUUGUCGCCGGUUUCCUUCACGUGAAACGGAUAUAUAUAAAAUUUUAAGCAUUGAAGGCCAAAUAACAAAGGAACUCUAGAAAAGGUUCUGUUCUUGUGGAAAUCCUGAUGCGAGAGAUGUUAAUUUCAUGUUUCAACUGAGGAUACUCCAAAACGAUACCUCUCCCUAGAUUGACCCAAAUCUGUAUCUGCAGUUACUUGUUAAUAUCCAAAUAAUCAGGUUACAUGGACAGUUGCAGGACGAGAUGCUUCUGGGAAGUAUUUCGUCUUCCCCUCGAGACAAAAAGCUGUAUGAUUACCCUUGGUAAAUAUCUAGACAGUGUUUGGUAGAAAAGUGUCAAGGUAUUGGCAUUUGAAAUAGCUGUGUUCUAAUUUGGAAUGUCUAGGACUCCACCCCAAACUUAAGGAUAAUUACACUCCUCUCCCUUGAGGUCUGGUGUAAUUUUACCCAAGUCCUUUGUGGUUUGAGAAAUCACAUCUAACAUCCUUGAUAUUUGUU